Molecule: messenger RNA, 1079 nt
Organism: Caenorhabditis angaria
Lineage: Eukaryota; Metazoa; Nematoda; Chromadorea; Rhabditida; Rhabditidae
Source: the annotation of a GenBank genome assembly
AUGCUCUCCGAGAUCUUCUGGCUUUUUCAAACCCUCACCGCCUGCUUCGGAAUCUUCAUCAACGGCCUUCUAAUCUACACAGUCCUGUUCUACACCCCAGAAUCCAUCAAAACCUAUUCCCUAAUCAUUCUCAGUCACGCAAUUUCCGAUUUCCUUGCCUGCCUUUUCCACAUCUUCACCCAUGCUCGAUUCAUUGGCACCGAAUUUACGAUAAGUUACGCGUCUUCCGGAUUGUGCAAAUAUCUUGAUUCUCCUGCAGCUUGUGAUUUCGCCUAUAGUUUCUAUAUUCAUUUUUCGAGUUUUUCGCUGUAUAUGAUUUUGGUGUCGUUUAGUUAUCGUUGGUGGAUUCUGACGAAAAGUUCACCAACUUCUAGAGCACUUUUGGGUGUCUGUUUCGCAUUUUAUAUUCCCUGCUUUCUACAAGUGGUGCGUAGGGAAAAGAGAAUACGACUAUUUUCCUAAAACACCCUUUUUCAGAUCGCCUUCUGUAUCGCUGGCUCCAAGCCCAUUGACAUAUACCGAGUGAUUCAUAAAAAAUACCCUGAUUACGAUCUCUCUGGCUAUCAAAUCAAUGGCCAGCUAGAUAUUCGAAACAUUUUCUCACUUUAUGGAUUUUGUCAUCUUCUUUUACCCGCUCAACCGAUUUAUUGUAUCAUCAUAUUUCUGCGAUUCAGGAUUAUUGGACAUUUGAAGGAGGCUGCAGGGCAUAUGAGUAAGAAUACAAGGGCUAUGCAUAAGCAAUUACUUACGUGUUUGACGAUACAGGUAAGAAACUAGGAUAAUUCUGAUCUCGCAUCAGACUUCAACAAACUCCUUUCCAGGCAAUGCUCCCAAUGCUCAAUAUCAUCGCAAUCUCACUUUUCGCCUUACAACUUUUCUCCAUAUUUUCGGACCCACUAAUCGAGGAAAAUAUGUUAUUUUUUCUCUUGCUAAUCCCUACAAUAUCCCCGAUUGUUAGCUUCGUUUUCAUCAAGCCUUAUCGAAGGAUUAUUCUAAAAAUGGCUGGGAAGAAAAUCGAUGAGAAGCGAGAUACCUUUGGACCGUCUAGUGUUAGUAAAAUUGAGCCGAGUAAAAUGUGA